This is a messenger RNA of Neolamprologus brichardi, 2963 nucleotides long. It is a transcript of the gene septin4a, whose product is annotated as septin 4a. The record is from RefSeq and is a predicted model, not a curated record. Gene Ontology annotation, molecular function: GTP binding. Lineage: Eukaryota; Metazoa; Chordata; Actinopteri; Cichliformes; Cichlidae.
GGACGUACACGCCCACAGAGCAUCUGCAGCAUUGUGCUGCAGCCAUGCGCUGCCCUCCUCUGAUCCAGGGACAGCUUGAAUACCGGCAGCAUGGAGCACAUGUCCUCUCCCGUCAGAUUUCGCGGCAAUAAAAAAGCUUCAACUUUCUCGGGCAAGGAGUUGUCCAGUCUGUCCAUAAGGGACCAGGAGGACAUGCAGUAUCCUUAUGCCAUGAGGGAUUUGCCUCUCAUGUCUCACUCUGGUGAACAGCACCAGAGACCAGGCCACUAUGGAGCAGAAGGCAUUGGGAGCCCCAUCAAUGUGAGACACCUCAGCCUUCCUGGGACUCCCUCUCUGGUCCGCACCAUCCCCUUCCACCCCGGGGGCUCUCCAGCAGUCCCUCCCAGACAUAAUCACAUGGGACUGGAUCCAGAAUUUCAGCAGCUACCGCUGAGGAGGCAAAUUGUUUCUCAGGUGUCUCUGGACUCGCCGCUCAGCCCUUCCAUGCGCCCACGUAGCCCCUGGGGACGCUUUGACCCCUACGACUCUCCUGAGGAUCAGGACAAGGAGUACGUAGGUUUUGCCACAUUACCAAACCAGGUCCACAGAAAAACUGUGAAGAAAGGCUUCACAUUCACACUCAUAGUCGCAGGGGAGUCCGGUCUCGGUAAAUCCACACUAAUCAACAGUUUGUUCCUCACGGAUCUUUACAAGGACAGAAAGGUUCUCAAUGCUGAAGAGCGGAUCAGUCGAACAGUCGGCAUCAUCAAACACACCGUUGGCAUUGAGGAGAAAGGAGUCAAACUGAGGCUCACCAUCAUAGACACGCCAGGGUUCGGAGAUGCCGUCAACAACACAGAAAGCUGGAGGCACAUAGACGACUACAUCGACCAGCAGUUUGAACAGUACUUCAGAGACGAGAGCGGGCUGAACAGAAGAAACAUUCAGGACAACAGAGUCCACUGCUGCCUCUACUUCAUCUCACCGUUCGGACAUGGCCUUCGACCUCUGGAUGUGGACUGCAUGAGGGCGCUUCAUGAAAAAGUCAACAUAAUUCCUGUGUUGGCCAAAGCUGACAGCCUGACACCGGCAGAGGUCUGCAGAAAGAAGAUGAAGAUCAGGGAGGAGAUCAAGCAGUUUGGGAUAAACAUCUACCAGUUUCCUGAAUGUGAUUCAGAUGAGGACGAAGACUUCAAGACACAGGAACAGAUACUUAAGAACAGCAUCCCAUUUGCUGUGAUUGGGAGUAACGUACAGGUGGAGAGUAAAGGUCGAAAGUUCAGGGGUCGCGUCUAUCCCUGGGGCGUGGUAGAAGUGGAGAACCCGGCUCACUCCGACUUCCUGCUGCUGAGGAACAUGCUGGUGAGGACGCACAUGCAGGAUCUGAAGGACGUGACGCGGGAAAUUCACUAUGAGAACUACAGAGCUCAGUGCAUCCAGAACAUGACACGCAUGGUGGUGCUGGAGAGGAAACGCAGUUUGCGUGAGAAAUAUCGGGACGGUAGUGAGGCAGACUUUCCUCUGCCUCUGGCCGUCGCUGACACUGAGAAGGAAAGACUGAUCUAUGAAAAGGAUGAAGAGCUGAGAAAGAUGCAGGAGGUGCUGGAGCGGAUUCAGGAGCAGAUGCAGCACAAUCAUAGAGGUGGCUGCUGAUUCUCACCGUACAUCCCUGAAACAGGAGCCAGACGAGGAGCACCCAGAGUCACAGAGGAGGCCUUGGCAUUUGGCAAGCUUGAAACUGAGCCUAUUUCUAAUUGUUCUUACUUAGGAUAACUUGCAGUGAGAAUCAUAGUUGGAAUCACGACUUUCCAAAGAUACUAGAAAGGAUUUCACUGUUUUUUCCAGAUCUAACUCCCGAUCUAACCUCCUAAUCAUAAAAGAAAAAUCAUGAACUUUAUCCUAAAACAUUCUAUAACUAUUAAGGAUACUGCAAGGACAUGCAAGUCAAAAGCUCAGUAUUGCUGUUCGGGAGCAUCUCAACAGGAUAACUGAUUUGGACUGUGGAAUGAGUCACCCAUUCGAAAAACCAGAGUGCUCCAACUGUUUUAGUCACAUGCUAGCUAAAGAAAAGAACACAAGUCAGUGUUUUAAAUAGAGUUUAUAGACCAACACUAUGGCAUAUGUAAAUAUAAGAUGUGAUCCAAUGCAAGCAGUCACCAACUCCUGGAUGAGCAGCCUGCAGCUGUACAAUGAUAAUCGAUUGUUGCUGUUCAAGUUUAUUUAUAUAGCACCAAAUCUCAAUAGCAGUCGCCUCAAGAUGCUUUUAAUUAUAAGAUAAAGACCUUACAGUAAUACAGAGAAAACACCAACAAUCAGAAAACCCCCUAUUAGCAAACUUUUGGCGACAGUGGGAAGGAAAACCCCUCUUUUAACUGGCGGAACCACGCUCAGGGAGGGGCUGGUUUGACUAGUUGGGGUGUGUUCAUCAUGCAAAAGGCACACUGAUGAACACGCUGACCCAGAAUGUCCCAGACAUGUUUGAUAGGAGACAUAUUGGUGCUAAAUAAUAAGGGCGUGUGUGAAAACGAUCCUGAUCCAGAAAGACCAGCUCUGCCCUGACAUUGUCCUCCUGAACAGCAGGAGGCACCGCUGCCUCUAGUACAGCUUGGAGCACCUCGUCUUCAGACAUCUGUUGCAAAGCAAAGACUGAAAACAUAUUUCACCACAUAACACUUGCAUUUCUUUUUUAUGACUGGUAGAUUUGUUUCUUUAUCAUGUGAACAUGAUCCCUUUAUCAGCAACCUCGUUAAUGGACCAAAGCUGCCACAAACAAAAUAAAUACAUCAUUCAUUUGAGAAAUUAUUAAAAACAAAUAUGUUGAUAUUUAUUUUACUUUUCUUCCGUAUUUAAAUUUGUAAUGAGCCCUCACACUUCUAAAUUACUGAAAGCAAAAAGGUUCAACCCCUGCGUCUAACACACGAUCACUCUGACAUGUGCAGUAGGUGAAAAGUUGCUCCACUUCGAUCGACAACCUUUCUAAUUUG